AUGCAUAUCCCUGACCGACGAGGUGUCGUCGCCGAAGUCGCCGCGAAGCACCAUCUCACUUUGACCGCUCAGGAGAAAUCUCUGCUGUCAUCCUUUAUCAGCGCGGCAUUAAAGUGGAGACUACUUGCAACCAUUGUGUUAAGUCAGGGGUCGUGCGCCAAUUGCCUCUGGAAUGGCAAGUCAGCAAAAUGCAAUUAUUACUUGAGUCAUACACAAGGAUGGAAUUCCGACGACAGCGUCACAAUUCUUCAGGCUGGUGGACUACUGCAGGCUCUUGGUAGCAGUCCCACUUUGCGAGAUAUUCCCCCUCAAGUAGAAGAGGUUGUCAACGAUCCCAUCGAAGAACAGUCGAACGUAUCCAGAGCUUCACAUACCCCCCACAAGUCCACCACACCUCCUUCUGCCAGCGUCACUGCACAUACCCCAUCAGUCGAAGCUGGGGCAGGUCGCAUCAGCCGUCGCUCUUCCGCUGUUAAGCCCUCCGUUAUCAAAGGUUCUUCGUCCAUGAUUGAUAAAGGAGAAGGGUUCCUAUCGAAACGCCCCCGCGAAACCCCGUCUUUCGGUUCAACUCCGUCAAAGAAGCGUCGUCGUAACCCCCUAGACGGGGAAGUUCUUCCCUGGCCUGUGUCGAUGGUCGACUUCGAGGACCUGGAUCGUCUCCGUCUAACUUUCAAUUGA
Aspergillus fischeri NRRL 181 is the source of this 678-nucleotide messenger RNA. RefSeq lists its product as uncharacterized. The record is from RefSeq and is a predicted model, not a curated record. NCBI's taxonomy places the organism in Eukaryota, Fungi, Ascomycota, Eurotiomycetes, Eurotiales, Aspergillaceae. The transcript is spliced from 4 exons. Bases 1 to 678 code for a protein of 225 amino acids.